CGGAACUCAUCACAUGUGUCAGAACUUAUUUAAUUUGAUGGAAAGAAGAAAUUGAGCCCUUGAGCAGCUUUGAUUUCUAGACAUAUGUUGAUUGUAUCAGUGGUCGACUACGCUUAUCCAAUGAGUAGCAGCCAAUCAGUGAUGAGUGCUCUGGAUAAAUCGACAGUCAUCUCGGCUGUUAAACCCACACACUCGCGCAAUGGCAGCUCAGGAUCUUCACGCCACUCUCGACAGAACUCCAGGGAUUGGGAAGUAAUAUCAGAUACAGAAUCUGCUGCAUCCGUCACAGGGAAUAACGGUGUUCCUGGCAUUUGUGAGGGAUUCCUCAUGAAAAAACGCAAGUAUCCUCUACAGGGCUGGCAUAAAAGAUAUUUUGUACUGGAUAAAGGAAUUCUGAAAUACUCCAAAACUCAACAGGAUAUCGGCAGAGGCAAGGUCCACGGUGCUCUAGAUGUGAGUCUUGCCGUCAUGUCUGUGAACAAGAAAUCUAAACGCAUUGAUCUUGACGCAGGAGACAGCUUGUACCAUGUGAAGGCAAAGAGUGAUGACAUUUUCUACAUCUGGCUUACUAAACUAACUGCUCAUCGGCUCUUCAGGAAGAAUGAGGCCAUAAAUGUCCAUCAGGGUGUUUUACAAGCACUCUCAACAGGAAACAGCAGCACUUUGCCUGCCAUGGCGAGUCUUGCACAGAGAAACCGAGUGAUGAUUCCACACUAUCAGAGCUCCGCAUCACUGUUCGGGUCAGAGACACAAGGUUCACCAUCAGCCUCUUCGUCUCGUGUGAACAGUAAAGUUUCUGAUUGGCUCAAGCAGACGCAGGAGGCCGACAUGUGUCAGCAAGAACUGGCUCGGUGUCAUGUGGAUUUGGCCGAACUCUCCCAUUUAAUCCAGAAACUUCACUGUCAUGAGGGCGGUCUUCCCUUUACAGACACUGACCUGAAGCGCCGCAUCAGCAUGCAGAAUCUCAGUCUUGAGAAGCCCAAAAAGAAGGCUGGAAAGAUCUGGGAUCACUCACGGACACUGUCACAAGUCGAAUCUCUUGGUGUUUUUUCCUCUAGUCAUUUGGGAACAUCGUCUGGUCUGGCCGCUUCCCUUCAGUCCAUCCCAAACUACGUUUAUUCCCAGCUGUCCACACCGGAGGUGUCCUCACCGGAAGGGCAGAAACUGCAGCUGGACAUCUAUGCGACGUGUGAAAGAGUUCAUGCAUCUCUAAAAUCCAUCCAUGAAUCCCUCGCCGUGGAGCGUGAGCGGGUCAGACAGGCUUGGGCGGGGCCGGACCUUCGGCAGUCCACAUCACAUCAGCUGGCUACACUGUGCACGACCCUCUCAAAGCUUGAGAUGCAGUCGCGUUUAACCAGAGUUCACUCUGUGUCGCUGUCGUCUGAAUCCUCGGAUGAGUCUUACUGCACGGUGCGUCAGGAUCAGCCCAGCCCCUCUCAGGGCCGCAAGCUGUACCGCACACUCUCAACGACUGACUCAACAGCGGAGUAUUUUGAUGCGAGUGAGGUGGCUUGUGAGACUUUGUCUGAAAAUGAGACUUCUGAUGAAUCUGGCCUGAGCGACGUCACCACAAGCAACUCUGAACCUGAGGAAGGUCACGCCACAGUAACUAUGAAGUACAGAGCCAAUGUAUCUAGUGCGCCAGAUUUGCCCUCUACCGCUCAGGACACGGGACGACGCACGGUGCUUCCUGCACACAGCACUGACAACAGCCAUAUCGGCAUCCUCACCAUCCUGUACAACAACAUCGGGAAGGAUUUGUCGCGUGUCUCCAUGCCUGUCGCUCUCAAUGAGCCACUCAGUUUUCUGCAGCGUGUCAGUGAAGAGCUGGAAUAUUCUGAACUGCUGGAUAUCGCCAACCACACAGAUGACCCUUACCAAAGAAUGGUUUAUGUGGCUGCGUUCUCUAUCUCGGGCUAUGCCUGGGCCAGCUGGCGUAAUCGGUACAAACCCUUUAACCCCGUUCUAGGAGAAACGUACGAGAGUAUGCGUGAGGACCGCGGUUUCCGUUAUGUUGCAGAGCAGGUCAGUCAUCACCCACCUUUGUCAGCUUGCCACGCUGAGUCUGAGAACUUUGCCUUUUGGCAAGACCAGCGAUGGAAGAAUAAGUUCUGGGGGAAGUCUGUGGAAUUCAUUUCGACAGGCAUGAUUAAUGUCGCUCUACCUAACUACGAUGAUCAUUAUGAGUGGAAUAAAGCAGUGACAUGCAUUCACAACGUGUUCAGUCAGCAGAGAUGGCUCGAGCACUACGGUGACGUCCUCAUUCGCAACAUCAACAGCGACGAGUGCACCUGCAAAAUCACCUUUGUCAAAUCACGUUACUGGGGUGAAGACAACAGUAAGAAUGAGGUGCAGGGCAGUGUCCUGGACCGCAGCGGCAGAGUCGUGCAUCGCUUCGGUGGAUCGUGGCAUGAGGGCAUUUUCUGUGACACACUGCCCAGUCCACAAUGCAUCUGGAAGCCCAAUGCUCAACCAGAUGAUUACUUUGACUACUUUGGCUUCUCUCAGUAUGCCAGAGAGCUCAAUGAACUGACCCCUGGCAUAAAGGAUAAACUGCCCCCAACAGACACACGCUUCCGUCCAGACCAAAGACUUCUUGAAGAGGGUAAAGUGGCAGAAGCUGAUAAAUGUAAGGAUGAAAUAGAGGGAAAACAGCGGGACAGACGGAAGGAACUGGCCAAGAAGGGAGAGGAGCAUCUCCCACGUUUCUUUAAAAAAACCACGGAUCACGCUGGACGAGAAGUGUGGGUGACAAACGGAACCUACUGGAAGGUUCGUGAGAGUCCAGGAUUUGCCAACACUGACAAUCUGGAUUUGUGGUGUUGAUGGGAUUGGUGAUGUCACAGUAUUCUAUUAAAGAUUAAUCUGUCACUAGUGUUAGUGGAUGUAUAUAGAUGUAUUUUAUGUAACUGGUUUGAAUUUUAUAUAUUACAAACCAAAGAGCUCAUCCACUGGCAAUGAAGUUAUUCACAGACUAGUGCAUGAGUGCUGCUGGUGACUGUUAAUGGGGGUUUGGGGGUGUCCUGUGUGGAACAGUGGUGCCAUGAGGAAUGAGUUUUGGGAGCAUGUUUUUUCCGAACCAUGAUAUUCCUCAAGCCACACGUCUCUCCAUUUUACUGAUGUCAGUGAUGGAAUAGUGAUUUAAUUGUUAUAAUGUGCAAAAUACUCCCUAGUUUAUCAAUAUUAUGUGUUAGGAAUCUGCUAAAUGAAAAUAUUGUUUGAAUGUUUCCUUUACAUAAAAAUAUGUUCAGACUUUAAAAAUUAAAGAUCAACAGUCAAAGCCUGAAUAUUAUAUUAAUUGUUUCCCUCAGACUGUAAUGGACUGUUGGAUGUUACACCUAAGGGGCAUGUAGAGAUCUCAUUUAUUAAUAUAAAUUUUGUGGUUUAAUACAAAUGUUUUAAGUUUCCUGUAUCAGUUUGACUGUGUAAAUAUUUCCUGUCUAUAGUGUUUACUCUUAAAUUAUUAAUUUUAAGAGCUGGAUGUAAUCUCUCUCAUGGAAUGCUAUUAGAUGAUCUCGCUGUAUGAAGUACUUUAAUACUGAGUAAUGCCUCAAACAGUUCAAAUAAUAUAGUUGAAAUGAUGAAAACGAGAUUUCAUUGGAGGUUUCAACUAAACCUGCUGACAAGAGUUUUAUAUCUUGGUGAAAAGUAUAAUCGGGUUAUGUGCAAUUUCUUGUACAAAUGCAUUUCUAAGUAGAUGAGACUUGAAUAAAUAUUAAAUUUGA
Messenger RNA from Myxocyprinus asiaticus (Chinese sucker), 3725 nucleotides. RefSeq names its product oxysterol-binding protein-related protein 7-like. Gene Ontology annotation, molecular function: cholesterol binding. Bases 85 to 2826 code for a protein of 913 amino acids. The transcript is spliced from 22 exons. Lineage: Eukaryota; Metazoa; Chordata; Actinopteri; Cypriniformes; Catostomidae. The record is from RefSeq and is a predicted model, not a curated record. Gene Ontology annotation, cellular component: cytosol; intracellular membrane-bounded organelle; perinuclear endoplasmic reticulum.